UACACAUCUAAUGCACUUCUCUUCGAGAUCCGAAAUUGCAAUGCAAUUUUUGGGUAUAAAUACGCGCUCUUGCACCGACUAAAAUCAAUCUAAGGUUUUAGUUCAAACAAUUCAGACAUGGCAUUCAAAUUGGUCUUGUUAGCUGCUAUCAUUGCCGUCAGUCAGGCAGUAGUUAUCCCAGGUGCCGGUGUUGUUGCUGCACCAGCCUAUGGAGCAUAUCCAGGUCUCGGCUAUCCAGGUGUUGCCAAGGUUGCAGCUCCAUACGUUGCCAAGGCCGUCGUUCAAGGUGAUGACUAUGAUCCAAACCCACAAUACAGCUACAGCUAUGACAUUCAUGAUGCUUUGACCGGAGAUGCCAAGAGCCAACAAGAAAGCCGCUCAGGAGAUGUCGUUCAAGGAUCAUACUCAUUGGUUGAACCAGAUGGCACCCGUCGUAUUGUCGAAUACACAGCUGAUCCAGUCCAAGGAUUCAACGCCGUUGUACACAAAGAACCAGCAGCCACUAAAGCCAUUGUUGCCGCUCCAGCCAUCGCUAAAGUUGGUGUAGCUCCCGUUCUAGGUGCUCCAGCUAUCGCUAAAGUCGGAUAUGCUGCACCAGCCUUUGCUGCACCAGCCUACGCUGCUGCACCAGCCUAUGCUCACGGUGCAUACCCAGCUGUCGCUCGUCCAUACGGUGUGGCCGCAGGAUUUGCUUACCACUAAAUCGAUCAUUCAACUACGCAACAUCACGAAAAAAAAUUAAUACGAAACACAAAAAAAAUGUAAAUAUGAUAUCAAAUGUCAUUUACCACAUGUCACCUCUAUCGCUUUAAACACAAAAAAAUACCAAUCUCCACUUUCUUCCUAAAAAAAGCACGACUUUUGCUUGGUCGAAAUCAAAUUCUCUUAAUAUUUUUACGAGUAUAUUAUGUAACUAUGUAAUUUCAUUAUCGUCAUCAAGCAACACAAAAAACAACUGCCAUCUCAGCACCAACACAGCGUGAGUGUGUGUGUGUGUGCCUGCGUUAGACGAUCGAACGAGAGCCACACACACUAAAAAUCGAUCGAAAACCACGACAAUAAUUGUGAAACUAUCUUGAAUUGUAAAUAUAAAUAAUCCUUGGAAUUCAUUUGAUCACAAUAAAAACGACACGAAAAAGGAAAUGUGUUUACAAACACCCAUAAAAAACAAA
Sitodiplosis mosellana (orange wheat blossom midge) is the source of this 1172-nucleotide messenger RNA. RefSeq names its product larval cuticle protein A2B (gene Cpr64Aa). Gene Ontology annotation, cellular component: extracellular matrix. NCBI's taxonomy places the organism in Eukaryota, Metazoa, Arthropoda, Insecta, Diptera, Cecidomyiidae. The coding region runs from base 118 to 702 and encodes 194 amino acids. The record is from RefSeq and is a predicted model, not a curated record. The transcript has 8 exons.